Molecule: messenger RNA, 522 nt
Organism: Peronospora farinosa
Lineage: Eukaryota; Oomycota; Peronosporomycetes; Peronosporales; Peronosporaceae
Source: the annotation of a GenBank genome assembly
AUGGGACGGAACAAUGAAGAUGAGUACGUCACGUACACGAUCGACUGGCUCAAAUGGAGCAUGAAGUUCAAGAGCCUCGCGAAAAGAAAAGGCUGGGGUGCUGACCAACUCACCGUUCAGCUGCUCACGCUGAUCGACGGAGAUCUAUCGCGCGAGGUCGAGAGCAUCGCCAGCGAAUCUUCCGAGAAAGGACAUACGUUUGAAGACUUCUACCGUGAGGUCGGCUUACUCCUGGUUCCUGCGGACUACAGUGAAGACCUAGAUGAGGAGCUAUGGACCCUAUCCGCGCCGAGACGAAUCAGCUCAACGCUGCUCGGCACGUCUGCGAGAGCUUGCUCAAAUAUCAUGGGCACAGGUGGUAUGGUUAAUGACCUGCAAGAACAGAAGAUGAUGACCAAGAUGAUGACCAAGAUGAUGACCAAGACGAUGACCAAGACGAUGACCAAGACGAUGACCAAGACGAUGACCAAGAUGAUGAACAAGAUGAUUGCGCAAGUACUUUCAUUAGUUGGGUUAGUCUAG